GCGGGGCGCAAGGACGGACGGCCCGAUGGACUCGGGCCCCGGCCGAGCCGAUGGCGCCUGCGGCGGGGCGCUGGGCGCCUGGCCUGUGGCGGGCCUGCAACUGGCUCAUGGCCGCCUUCUUCGCGCUGGCGGCCGUGGUGCAGGUAAAUGAUCCAGAUGCUGAAGUCUGGGUGAUGGUGUAUAUGAUACCUGCAGUGCUGACUCUCCUUGUUGGACUUAACCCCCUUGUCACAGGGAACUUUAUUUGGAAGAGUGUCUCUGCAAUACACAUAUUCUUCUGCAUCACGUGGGCUGUCGGCUUGGCAUACUACCUCCUGCUUCAUACACAACAGAACAUCAUACAUGAGGAAGAAGGCAGGGAGCUGUUUGGUCUGGUGAUUAUUACGGCAUGGAUGAGCCUAUGCCACAGUUCAUCAAAGAAGCCAGUUGGUGGAAGAAUUCAGUUGGCUAUUGCCGUUGUCAUUGCUCUCUUCCCCCUUCUCUCGUGGGUCUACAUAUAUGCAAACAAGGAGAUGCGGUCCUCCUGGCCCACUCACUGCAAGACGGUAAUUUAAGUGAAGUCAAGAAGCCUGUUCUGAAAAUGAGGAUUUGCAAUUUCUUAUAAACAUGGUUGUAACAAGCCAACUUCCUAGCAGUUUAUUUCCGGUAAUUUGAGCUAAUACUACAGAUUUUUCUUUUUAAUACUGAGAACUUUUUAAGGUUGCCUACAAUACAGUGUAGCAUUGGAUGGGACUAGUAAGAGCAGGGUCUCACAUUCUAUUGUAUCAGUGUAGCAGAAAAGAACAAAAGUUGAGAAAAAUGAAUUCUAACUCAGCUUAUCACUAUCUAUGUGACUUGGGCAAAUAUAUAAAUCUCCUGGUGGAUAUGUCUUUAUCUAUAAAAUAGGAUUAAUACCAGAUCUCCUGCUUAAGUUAUACGGUUGCAAGGAUUAAACUGGAUAACAUGACAGCACUCCGAAAAUAUAAAGUGCUUACAAAGGGCCGCACAUGAUUAAAACAGAGGGAGGCAGGGUCUGGGUAACAGGACAGAAGGAGAGGCCCAACAGAGGGCUGCACCCUGAGCUAAUCUCGUAUAGUGAACUGUACAGGGCCAUGGACUGAACGAGGGCGCCAGACAAGCCAAACGAACAAGCACGUCUUGGAAAGGAAAGUCGGACAGAAUAAAGGAAUUUGGGACCGAAAACAAUAGGGAAUAUUAAUUACAUUGUAAAUGAAAAAUAAGACCAAAAUCCACCCGUUUUUUAAAAUGAAUAUCAAAAGUAACCCCGGGGAGAAGACUGUGUUCGAGCUGUACUCUCCGAUCUGGUAGACACUAGCACAUGAUGCACUGAGCGCUUGAAAUGUGGCUAGACUGACUGAGGAAGUAAAGCUUUAAUUUUUUCAUUUUAAUUUUUAAUUUAAAAACUGCUAAUUAUUAGAAACCUUGUGUGUUUAGAACAUUUGUUUUAAGUGUGUCUGUAACAGCUUGGGUAUAUGAGUCUACUUCGACUGUAAAUUUUAUGGUAUCUAAAUACAGAUUUAGUAUUUCCAAUGAAAAUCUGGUGUCCAAAAGAAUGUGCUAUGAGUCUAAAAUAUGCACUAGAUUUUAAGGAUGUAACAUAAAAUGAAAGAAUGUAAAAAACAAUUUUUGUAUUGAUUACAUAUUGAAAGAAUAUUUUACAGAUAUUAGGUUAAAUAAAAUACAUUAAAAUUAAUUUUAUCUGUUUCUAUUUACUUUUUUAAAUGUGCCGGGUAGGAUAUUUUAUCACUUAUGUGGGUCACAUUCUAUGUCCGUUGGUCUGUGCUGUUUUGAGCAUCUGGAUGGCAGCUUUUUUACAGAUGUUAGCAUCAAACCCGGUAAUCAAGCCACUGUUUCAUGAGAUUUAAGAAAUAUUUCACUGAAAAAAGAAUUAGUACCUACUGUAUGUCAGGAGAAUAAACAUGAAUCUAGUAGUUUGUCUCUUCAUUUGUAUAGCCUUUAAUACAAUAUUAAGUAUUCUACAAAUAUUUGUUAAAGGAAGGAUGCAUAUUUUUUGCUUGCUUUAUACAAUGGCCACUGGACAGUCAAAUUUUCUAUCAAGAUCUGGACGAAGGAAAAGGAAAAAAAAAUCUAGUUGAUAUUAAAGCAAAUAAAGUGAAAUUUAAGGGCCAAUAAAAUGCAAGGAAAAGA
Molecule: messenger RNA, 2148 nt
Organism: Equus quagga
Lineage: Eukaryota; Metazoa; Chordata; Mammalia; Perissodactyla; Equidae
Gene: TMEM220
Product: transmembrane protein 220
Exons: 6
Coding region: 51-554 (167 amino acids)
Source: RefSeq, a predicted model, not a curated record